Molecule: messenger RNA, 2085 nt
Organism: Naegleria lovaniensis
Lineage: Eukaryota; Heterolobosea; Eutetramitea; Acrasida; Naegleriidae
Exons: 2
Coding region: 1-2085 (694 amino acids)
Source: RefSeq, a predicted model, not a curated record
AUGUCGCAAAAAGAAGAAGGCUCAAAAGAAGCGAUCAUUAACACCUCAACAACAACAAGACCGCCAACGGAAGAGGACUCUUCAUUUGAAAAGAAACUAACCACACCACCAUCCUCCAAUACAACUCCGAUCAACAAUUCUCAACAACAAGAUCAAGAAUCUGAUGAAAAUGAUGAGGAUUAUGAAGACUAUGAAGAUGAUUCCGAAGACUUUGAAGACAUAGACAAUGAAAUAUUAGAACUUGCCAAGCUAGAAUCCAAACAAGAUUUAUUGGAUCAAAUGAUGAUGCAGUUUGUAAUGGGAAAGGAUGGAACUUUGAUCAAAACCGAUCAUGAUCCUUUUGCAUACGAGGAAGGAAUCGGAGAUGAGAGCGAGGAUGAUGAUGAUGAUGAUUACUACGAUGUCGAUGAUGAUGAUGAAUUUGAUGCAGAAUUGGGUGAAGAAUUUUUCAACAAGAUGCUAAAUAGUGUAAAUAAGCAAAAGUUUGAUAACGUGUUGUCUCCAAUGAAAAAAUCAAAGAAUAACACUCCCUCAAAAACUAAGAGUGUAGAUAUUGAAGAAGUGGACGAUGCUGUUGAAUUAGAUUUGGUCACAGGAGGUGCUCGUGAAAUUAUGAAGCAAUUAGAGGAAAAUGAGGAAUUGGAUUUAGAAAAUGAUCAAGAUUUCCAAGAUGGCAUUUUCCAUACUUUUUCGAUUGACACUUACCCAAAUUUAAUCCAACAAAUUUCACUUUUUAUCUCGACAGACAUUUGCAUGAGCGAAAACUCGGGCUAUUAUAAUAUAUUUCAAAGUGCAAUGAAACGAUUUUACAUGGAUCUGAAGAGGUAUCUUUUAACGCAAAAAGUGAGAAAAGAAUCGAACGAUCCUACGCUACAAGUCUCUACAACUAUGUCCAGUGAAGAUUUGAAAAUACGUUGUUAUGAAGUUCAACCAAGCGUGAAUUAUCUUCAACAUAUUGUCACCAAUGCAUUUCUCCCAAAAUCUAAUCAACACAAGAGUGAAAAUAUUCUAGAAAAUAAUGAACUCGUUCGAAUAGCAAAGAAAGUGAUACAAUCUAAAACUGAAAAGAAGGAGAAGCUUUCAAAGAUUAUGAAAGAUUUUGUAUGGUCAGAAGAUUUCGAUACCAACAGAACUUCAAUAUCUGGUGAAGAAGAAAUGGAAGAGUUUGACGACGAUCCUGAUGAUCCAGAAUAUGAAUCAGUCGACAAUCCUGAUGAAUUAGACAAAUUGAAGAGAUUCAAGACGAAUGGAGGGCACAUUAAAUUGCUAAAAAUUGGAAACUUUGUUCCAUCGGUGAAUUAUGAUGGCCAAUACGUAUUGAAAGCUUCACCACUUACACAAAAGCUCUACUACAAAUUAUUUACAUUUUUACCAAGAUAUUACCCUCAUCCAAAAACCUUUUCUGAGAAACAAUAUCUGGAAAACAUUUUAAUGACCUCCUCUGUGAGUGCAAAAACUUUCAAUACCGAAGUGUUGAGAGAUUUUUCACGGUUCAAAGUCAGUCAUCUGUUAUCCAUUGAGAUUGAUUAUGAAGAUAUCAUUGGUAUUCAUUUACAGAAAGUUCCAAUUUCUAAAUCUAUUCAAGACCAUCCACUAGCAUUGUUGGUGUUAGAUCUUAAACAACAACCAAAAUUUUACACCAAACGAAUCUAUUGCACCGAAUUUGAAAGAAAUGACUCUAGAGAACGAACAGACUUUACCAAAAAUAAGCAAGCAUCUCAAUACAGUAGACAUUACGUUAUCGGUGACGAUAGAGAGUUGCGAAGAAUACUAUCGGUGAUGAUUCAUAGUGACAGCAGUGGUCGAUUAGCUCAAAUAUAUGAACAAGGAAUGCAAGAUAUUAGCUUCCAAAAUGAACCUUCGUGGAAGCUCACGGAAGAAGAAACCCCCAAAUUUAACAAACGAGAGAAUAUCGAAAUGGCCAUACCUUUCAAUCCUGAUUUACCAGAAGGAUUUUUAGUUUAUGAAGAUGAAGAAGAGGAAAUGCUCAAUCAUGCCAAUUAUGAUUCUGAAAUGGACGAAUUUGAUUUCAAAAAUAUUGAAACAGUGCAUCUUUAUGAUUACCCAAACGCAUCAGAAGAGUAA